AUGGAUCGAAUGUGGUGGGCCCUGCUGCUGCACUUGGCGCGCGCAGCGAGCGACGAGACGUGCGCAAACGGUGCACACGACAGCUCCCUGGAACCUCCGGUCCUGCCCGUGCUGGAUCUGGCGCCGUUCGCCGCGAUCUCCGCCACUCCCACGCCCGCGCAGCGCGCCGUCGCCGCCGCGCUCGACGCGGCCGCGCGCGACCACGGCUUCGUCGCUCUGAAAAACCUGGCCGACCGCGAGCUCCUCGACCGCGCGUGGAACGCGUCGGCCGCGCUCUUCGCGAUGGACGACUCCUCCAAGGCGCGGCUCGAGCGGCUGACGCCGGCGGCGGGCCGCGCGUUCAACGUGAAGGAGCGCAACGACUACGCCGCCGCGCCGCCGGGCUUCGGCGACGCCGCCGACGAGCUCUGGCGGGCCAUCAUCGAGGGCGCGGCGCGGCGCUACGCCGUCGCGGCCGCCGUCGCGCUCGACCUGCCGCGCGACUUUUUCGCCGCGAGCCUCGCGGCGCUCGACCAGUGCACGCUGCGGUUCCUGCACUACCCGGCUUUGCCGGCGGGGGACGGGCUCCGCGCGCGCGCGGGCGAACACACGGACUUUGGCUUCGUCACGUUCCUCUUCGUCCGCGACGGCGCGCCGGGCCUCCAGAUGAAGCCCGUCGCCGGCGGCGAGGUCGACGACUGGCGGGGCGGCUGGCGCGACGUCGCCGCGCCCGGGGACGACGCCGUCGCCAUCGUCAACACGGGCGCGCUGCUCGCGCGGUGGACGAACGACCGCUGGCGCGCGACGGCGCACCGCGUCGUCGCCGGCGCCGGCGCCGCGGCGCCGCGCUACGCCAUCGCGGCCUUCAUCGACCCGGACGCGGACUUCGAGGUCGCCGUCCACCCGUCCUUC
Aureococcus anophagefferens is the source of this 891-nucleotide messenger RNA. RefSeq lists its product as hypothetical. Lineage: Eukaryota; Pelagophyceae; Pelagomonadales; Pelagomonadaceae. Gene Ontology annotation, molecular function: dioxygenase activity. The record is from RefSeq and is a predicted model, not a curated record. The annotation marks the transcript as partial. The transcript is spliced from 2 exons.